Plutella xylostella (diamondback moth) is the source of this 1307-nucleotide messenger RNA. RefSeq lists its product as uncharacterized. Gene Ontology annotation, cellular component: plasma membrane. Lineage: Eukaryota; Metazoa; Arthropoda; Insecta; Lepidoptera; Plutellidae. The record is from RefSeq and is a predicted model, not a curated record. Gene Ontology annotation, molecular function: olfactory receptor activity; odorant binding. Gene Ontology annotation, biological process: sensory perception of smell; detection of chemical stimulus involved in sensory perception of smell.
GUAUAGCAUUAAGCAGGUCGCAUUUAUAAUAUUAAUGUGAAUUGAUGUAACCUAUAAUUGAGUCGCAAUAUUCAUUCAACGACAUGCAGUGGUUACGGUCUAGUAUUGCUAAAGUCAAACUUAAUUUUAAAGAAAACAAAUUGGAAAAUUUGUUAUGGGUGGUGAAUGUUGUUCCGAGUAUAUUUGGAUUUUCUCUAUUGAAGGACAAAAUUUCAGCCCCAUUUUGGAUAGUGAAUUUCUUUUUACUAUUCUACAUCUACAUCCUCGGCAGUCUGUGGUAUUUAAUAUUUGAGGCGGAGACCGCGUCCGAGUAUGUGACGAUCUAUGUGAACGUAGCCAUCAUCAUACUGGCGGCUAACAAUGCCAGCUGGUGGGUCACUAAGAGAACGAGCCUAAGGGUAGUGAUAACCCUGUUGAAUAAAAACGAUAGCCUUGUGACCGGAUCCGACGAGCGGCGGCGGCGACACGCGACUAUGAUCCGGAAUAUUAAAAAUAUUAUCCUCAUAUUCUACGGAGGCAUUUACUUGAGCGAAAUCUUCAAUUAUUUGCCGAACCGAGUCCGCGUCACUCAGGACUACGCUAUGGUGCCGUGUGUUGGAAUAAUAAAAGACCCAACAGCGAGUCCGAACCGCGAGAUCUGCAUGGCGAUGCUGUUCGUACAGGAAUGCGCCAUGAUGGUCUCCGUGCUGAACUACCAGGCGCUUCUCAUCGUGCUGAUUGCACACACCGCCGCCAUGUACGAGCUAUUAGCUGAUGAGUUACUGGAGCUCAACCACCAGGCAUCAGACCUGCUGGCUGACGAACUACUGGAGCUCAACCACCAGGGACCAGACACAACCAGCGACACCGAGCAAAGCUUUCAAACCUACAUAGAGCAACGCUUGAUAACCUUCGUAGACAGACACUGCUAUCUCAUACAAAUCACUGGCUACUUACGGCAAUUAUACAGCAUACCGAUAGGCAUAGGGUUCGGCUAUUGCGCGAUCUGCAUCAUACUCUGCAGCUACCUCAACUCUCAAGACAUGGUUAAGUUCUACCCGGUGCUGAUGUACUGUGUGUAUCUGUUCUUCAUGUUUUGUUACCUUGGCCAGAGGCUGAUAAAUGCGGCGGAGCAGUUUGAGUCAGCGGCUUACUGCUGCGGCUGGGAGAGGUUCAGUGUGAGGAACCGACGCACUGUCUACAACAUGUUGGUGCUGGCGCAAAGACCCGUGGCGCUACUGGCUGCUGACAUCAUCCCUAUUAAUAUAGAUACGUUCGCAACUACUACGCAAGCUAUGUAUAAGUUUGCGACUGUUGUAAAAGUGUGA